GUUGACAAAUAUUACACAGUCCAGCCUCACACUCUGAUCAGACAACACAUUGAUCACGGCCACUGGUAUGAUCGAUCUAAACUGACACUGAAAGACAUCCACAACACACAGUAUGUUGCCUGCAUGAACCCAACUGCUGGUAGUUUUACCAUUGAUUCUCGGCUGCAGCGUCACUUUUGUGUGUUUGCCAUGAGCUUUCCCAGCCAAGAUGCCCUGAUCACAAUUUAUACAAGUAUCUUGUCCCAGCACAUGGCACAGAGCAACUUUCUUGGACCUAUUCAGAAGUUUGCUACAAAUCUUGUCCAUGGGGCUUUAGCAUUGCAGGCAAAGAUCACAUCAACAUUCUUGCCAACAGCUAUCAAGUUUCAUUACGUGUUCAAUCUGAGGGACAUGUCCAAUAUCUUCCAGGGCAUCCUGUUUGCCCAGAAUGAAUGCUGUAAGACACCAGCUGACCUGGUGAGACUUUGGCUCCAUGAAGCUGAUAGAGUCUACAGAGACAAGCUGGUGGAUGAGAGUGACAUGGAAACUUUUGAUAAACUGAAGAAAGACAUCAUCAAGAAAUCUUUUGAGGAACUUCCAGAAGAGGUGGUGUUCAAGCAGCCUAUUAUCUACAGCCACUUUGCACAGGGAAUUGGCGACCCCAAAUAUUUACCAAUGGAAACUUGGAAAGAUGUUAACAAGGUCUUGAUAGAAGCUUUGGACAACUACAAUGAGCUAAAUGCUGCAAUGAACCUGGUUCUGUUUGAAGAUGCCAUGUCCCAUGUCUGCCGCAUCAACCGUAUCUUGGAGUCCCCUAGAGGCAAUGCUCUUCUCAUCGGUGUGGGUGGAAGUGGCAAACAGUCAUUGUCCCGUUUGGCUGCCUCUAUCAGUGGGCUUGAGGUCUUUCAGAUCACUCUACGAAAAGGUUAUGCCAUACCUGAUCUGAAAUUGGACUUGGCUGGUCUCUAUAGAAAAGCUGGCCUCAAAGGUAUAGGGAUCAUGUUCCUGAUGACUGAUGCCCAGGUGGCAGAGGAAAGGUUUCUGGUGUUAAUUAAUGACCUGCUGGCCUCAGGUGAAAUCCCUGAUCUGUUUGGAGAUGAUGAAAUUGAGGAGAUAAUUAAUGGGGUCAAGAAUGAGGUCAAAGGUCUUGGACUGGAGGACACUAGGGAAAACUGCUGGAGAUUUUUCAUUGACAGAGUCAGACGUGUCCUGAAGAUGGUGCUGUGCUUCUCACCUGUGGGUUCCACUCUCCGUGUGCGUAGCCGCAAGUUCCCAGCUGUGGUUAACUGCACUUCAAUAGACUGGUUUCAUGAGUGGCCUGAAGAAGCUCUCAAGUCUGUCAGUGCCAGAUUUCUUGAGGAUGUUGAACUUUUGAUG
Molecule: messenger RNA, 1356 nt
Organism: Candidula unifasciata
Lineage: Eukaryota; Metazoa; Mollusca; Gastropoda; Stylommatophora; Geomitridae
Source: the annotation of a GenBank genome assembly